This is a messenger RNA of Culex pipiens pallens (northern house mosquito), 5208 nucleotides long. RefSeq names its product myotubularin-related protein 4. Gene Ontology annotation, biological process: regulation of autophagy; dephosphorylation. Lineage: Eukaryota; Metazoa; Arthropoda; Insecta; Diptera; Culicidae. The coding region runs from base 182 to 4678 and encodes 1498 amino acids. The record is from RefSeq and is a predicted model, not a curated record. Gene Ontology annotation, molecular function: protein phosphatase binding; phosphatidylinositol-3,5-bisphosphate 3-phosphatase activity; metal ion binding. The transcript is spliced from 14 exons.
GUUCAAACGUAACGCGACCCUCGAGGGAAGCACUUCGCGGAAAGUUAUUAACGGCGCAAAGAAUCUGUUUUGUGUUUUAUUUUUUUGGUUGACUUGGCCGAAAUAAGUUCUGGAAGCACAAACACUUUUGGUGAUUACGUAAAUUGUUGAAAAGUAAAGACGUAGAAAAAAGCAUUACAGCAUGGGACUACGAUUUCUGCUUUUUUCGAGCUCCAACAACGAUGCGGCAGCGAAAGCCAUCGCCAGGAAGAAAGCAAGUAACAUGGAAGGAUCAGGCGAUGGAUCACCGCAGUCGUCGAUGUGCAUGGUAAAGGCAGCUGAGCUGUUUCCGAAGCCAGUGCUCGAGAAGGAGGAGGAGAAGUUGUCGGUGCGAUUCUCCGAAUUGGCCGGUGAGUCCGUCAAAUAUCUGGGCCAAACGGACGAUGGAGUCCUGGCGCUGUCAAACUACCGAUUGUUCCUGCAGAAAAACGCAACCGGCGCGGAAACGUCAGUCCCGCUGGGGCUGAUUGAGUCCACACAGGUCCGCGACCUGUUUCACCUGAUCGUCAAUUGCAAGGACGCUAGCACCGUAAAGUGCUCAUUUUCCACAUCGGAGCAGUGCGCCGAAUGGCAGCGAAGGAUAACUUUGUCGAUUGGCAUCCCGGAGACGCUGGAGGCCCUGUUUGCCUUUCCGUUUCACGCGUGGGCUUCGGAGUCACCGACACUGAACCAGGACAACGAAUGGUACGGUCGGUUACAGCGGGUAGGCAACUACGACGAUGAUUUCCGCAAGGAGGUCGAGCGGUUGCAGUUUGAUCUGCAAGGUGCCUGGCGCAUCAGUCAUGCCAAUGCCGAGUUCAAGCUAUGUCCGUCGUAUCCUCGGUUGCUGCUGGUUCCGGCAUGUAUACCGGACGACACACUGCAAAAUGUCGCUAGUUUUCGAAGUUCUCGGCGAAUACCUGCGGUGGUUUGGAGACACGAGCGGACCGGAGCGGUGAUAGCUCGCUGCAGUCAGCCGGAGGUCGGAUGGCUUGGCUGGAGAAACUCAAAGGACGAACAACUGUUGAAGGCGUUCUCGGACGCGUGCGCGUUCGAUCGUGGAACACAGGAGAGCAGGACACGGCUCAACUCCACGGCGUCCAGCGAAAGUAGUCCUCCCAGUCCGGAGGGCAGCCACGAGGAGGUGGAAAUGGACGAACCCAAGAAGAUCCUUAUUGUCGACGCACGGUCGUACACUUCGGCCGUGACCAAUCGGGCUCGCGGUGGAGGCUGCGAAUGUCCCGAGUAUUAUCCGAGCGCGGAGAUUCAGUUUAUGAGUCUGGGGAACAUCCACGUGAUCCGGAAGAGUUUCCACGCGCUGCGACAGCUCUGCUCGUCGCAGCCCGACAUCCCAAACUGGUUGAGCCUACUGGAACGAACCAUGUGGCUGCAGCACAUGUCAGGCCUGUUGGCCGCCUCGAUGGUCGUAUGCCACGCCAUCGAGCGUAACGGGCGACCCGUGCUGGUGCACUGCUCCGACGGCUGGGACCGCACGCCGCAGAUCGUGGCCACGGCGCAGCUCUGUCUCGAUCCGUACUACCGAACCAUCGAGGGCUUCCGGGUACUCGUGGAGCGGGAGUGGCUCAGCUUUGGGCACAAAUUCUCCGACCGCUGCGGGCACGGGCCGGGCUCCGACGAAACCAACGAACGAUGUCCGGUAUUUCUGCAGUGGUUGGACUGCGUACACCAAAUUCAUCGGCAGUUUCCCUGCAGCUUUGAGUUUGACAUGGGUUACCUGAUCAAGCUGGCACAACAUUCACACUCGUGUCUGUUCGGCACGUUCCUGUGCAACACGGUGAAGGAGCGGCUCGAGAACAGCGUACCUGACCGGACGUUCUCCGUGUGGCCCUUCCUGUCCGGGCCAAUGUACAAGAAUCACCUGUACGUACCGAACCGCGAGCGCGUUCUGUGGCCUGCGCAUAGCGUUAGAGAUUUGAGACUGUGGACCGAGGUCUACCUCGGCAGCUGGGGUGGAAACCAAAGCGCGGCCGACUAUCCGGCCAACGGCGACGGAGUGUCCGGGCAGGAACUGGGCGGCUCAAUGACUAAAACCCGCUCCUACGGCGAUCUUAUGACCGGGGUGAACGCGGGGGGUUUGACGCGGAGGUCGAGCGAUCCGAACAUGACGGUUGAUUCUAGCAUCCUAGCCGGAACGCUAAAUCUCUCGCAGGAAAACUCGAUCGACUCGAACAUGUCCUCGGACCGCGAGGUAUCGCCCGACCUGGUCGACCACCACACCAGCUCGCUCGCGAUGAUCCAGCACACCACCCAAAAGCUGCAAAGCCUCACCCACGAGCUCAACCAGUCCGACGAGGAGCUGGAGAACAAUAUCAAAAACACGAAACGGAUCGCCGCUGCAGCGGCAGCCGCCACAACCCCCGAUAGCGUUUCGUCUAGUCUUUUUAUUAACGGAAAUAGUAAUAGUUACAACUUUCAACCAAUUGUUCCUGAGCAGCCGACGGCUGCGGCGGCCGUUCCGCCCGCUGCCCCGCCCUCGCCAUCGCCGACGCCUCCCCCGAGGCACCACCACCAGCUGGUGAACGAAAUCGACGAAAACACUUCACGAAUUGUCAAAAUCGAGAGCUACCUGGAGGACGUGGUGGACGGGCGCAUCGGUGCCACGGCGGGGCCGCCGCGUAUCGCCAAGCCGAUCCCGGUCGCGGACACGGGCUUCGGCUCGGCCGACCUUAUGAUGGAGAGUGUAGACUUGAGUGGAAAAUCCCCUUCGCCCCCUUCGCACACCGCGAGCGGGAACCUGUGGCACGGAUCGGUCGAAACCAGCACCGACACGCUGGUCCCGCUGGACCAGUACGCGUCGCCGUCGCACCAUCGCAUCAUCCAGCUCAGCGAGAGCAGCGGCGACGACGACGGAAGCGGUCCGCUGCACACGCCCAGCUCGGUGGCCGUGGCCACCAUGCCCAACAGCGCGGCGAGCCCGGAUGGGGAGCUGGAGCAGGACGAGGGUCCGGAGGAUAGUAUUAGUUUAGAUCUAGCUAGCAACGGAAGACAUGACCCGAAAGACUUGACCGUACGUAGAGAUGAGGCUGAGAGCAGCGUGUUUGCGACGACUGCUCGGACUAGUGAUAGCAACGGAUGUGAUCUAUUUAGUGAUAGUAAGGAUUAUGAUAGGAACAAUUACAAUCAAGGUAUAACCGGAAACGAAACUAAUCAAAAUGCUACACCAAAAGAGCAAGUCGACAGUCGAAGAUCGAACUCCACUGCAGUCGUUGAAAACGUGGCAGUUGCGAAAAACUCGAACCCGAUGGAGGAAAGCAUCGUCAUUCAGCCGCAGUUUCAACAGUUGGAAAUAAAUGGGAAAUCGUCGGCGGUAGAACCCGCGUCCCUGGCGAAUCUUGCGCAGUACUCGCAGCAGUCGCAGCCACAGCAGUUUUUACAUCACCAUCAUCACAACCAGCAGCCGCAGCAGCAGCAACAGCCGACAGUAUCAACUCACUAUCAACCGCAGAACCAACGGCGGAGACGCAACUCAUCCAACUCGAAAAACGAUAUGAGCCCCAACAAGCCUACCAACGGAAGUAUAUCCCCAAGUGCCACCAACUCCCGCUUCUCGACACCGGGCGCCCGUUCACUGCCACUGACCCCGCCGAGCGUGCCCUUCACGUCGGAACGGCCCCCGGUGGCCGCACUGUCCUGCCCGGACGGGCUGGCCCACGCCCUGUCGGAGCAGAACCUGCGGCUGCAGCAGAUCGUCUACGAGCACCGGCUCCGCGAGGAAGCUCUCCAGCGUGAACUGUACGCGACCAGGCUAGCGCUACUGAAGAAGACCUGUCACAACUGCAACCACAACCAGCAGUUCGGUAACGAUGACCCGGUGUGCGUUACUACUCAAGGUUGUGACGGUGAAGAUCAUGUUGUUGCGACUACCCCUACUACCGCUAUUGUUUCCCCCGACAAUAACUCGUUGUUUGACGCGGAAGAAGACGGUGGCGACGAAGAUGACGAUGUCGAACAGGACAGACGGUUCCGCGGCCGGUUGGUCCGUACCAACCGCAUCUGUGCCACCAUCCGUAAGCUACUUGAGAAAGCCCGGGCAAAGCGAGGCUUGCGCCACAACUUGGGAUGUGACGAUUCCGAGGCGUCAUUGACCUCCAUGGUCGAUUCGAUUAUCGAGAACGCAUCGAACUGCAGCUGGGAAGCCGUUGACGAUCGCAGCGGCCCAUCCUCGGGGGCGAACUCUUCGCAGCAAAUCACGAGCAGCGUGCUGUGGGUACCGGACCACGCGGUAUCACGGUGCACGACCUGCCAGAUUGAGUUUUGGCUGGGCCGCCGGAAGCACCACUGUCGCUCGUGCGGCCAAAUUUUCUGCGCUGACUGUUCCGAGUACUGGGCCCCGCUGCCCGACGAAAAGUUGUUCCAGCCGGUGCGGCUAUGCAGUCCCUGUUACCAGGGCGUCAGCGGCAGAAUGGCUAAUAGCCACCAGCAACCGACACUGAUGAACGGUAGCGUAAGUGUAAAUAAUAGCAUUCACAACCACCACACAACCAAUAGCAAUAGCAUGAACGGAAGUGUCCUAGGAGCUACAAAGCAGCAGCAGCCGCAACAACCGCAGCAUCAGCAAACCCUUACCACGUCCUGCAGCGUUAGUGUCAACAAUAGUACUGAGCGGGGAGCUUGCAAAACCACUACCGCUACCAACUAAACGUCGAAACGUCCACCACUAACCCCAAGUGGUGUACAAAUCCUACUAUUGUUUUACUCCUUCUAUUUUAUUAUUUAUAUUCUUUGCAUAAUGGCUCAUUUUAAUUGUUAUUUUAACAGUCAGACUUUUUCAUUUGUAUUUAAACCAUUACUUCACACUUCAAUUUUAAUUUUUGUUAUGUUUUAGUGGUUCAUUUAUGAGCAUUAACGCUUCACGUCAGAACAUAUUACGUUACAACAGAUGCAAUGUACCAUUCACAAUACUUAUAUAAACAUGAGCAAAGCAUAUGAGAGUUAAUUGUACUAGCUUUUUGGAGAAAAAAGAAUAAAAAGAGAUAUUAUAAAUAAUGUUGCAAGUGGUAAAACUAUUGAUAUAACAAAACAGCAAAGCUAAAAAAUAACAGGCAAAUAAAAGUGUCACAUUAAAGCAUACACAAUAGAUCAAAACAUAUUAGAGAGUUAUAAAACAAUUGUAUACAUAAAAUUAGUAAUAUAUAAAUCGAUUGAGUGAAUGCUAAACUCUAAGUGGGA